AUGGCUGUUUAUCCUGAGGUUGGGGCAUUUGAUUUAGAUUAUACUGUAUGGCCAUGUUAUUGUGAUACUCAUUUGGCACCACCUUUUACGCCUGUGAAGAAAGCUAAUGGUGAAGUACAUACGGUAGUUGAUGCAAGAGGGUUUGAGUUAUCAUUUUAUGAUGAUAUUCCAAGGAUAAUAACUGAUUUAAAAGAACAUGGCGCUAAGAUAAUAUCAGCCUCGAGAACAUGGGCUCCAGAGAUUGCUAAAGAAUUGUUGAAUGAAUUUAAAGUAAAAUAUAAUGGUAAAUUAGUCACAUUAGGAGAGCUAUUCGAUGCAACUGAAUGGGGUGAAAGGAGUAAAGUUGGUCAUAUUGGGGAUGGAUUGAAGAAAAUAUAUGGGAAUGACAACCUAAGGAAAUACAAGAUAUGUUUAUUUGAUGAUGAAUCAAGAAAUAAAGAUGUCGAAAAGUUUGGAGUAAAAUUCAUCUAUGUAAGGGACCCAGAAAAGGGACCAAGUUGGAAACUAUAUCAGGAUUAUAUUAAUAACGAAGCCUGA
Maudiozyma saulgeensis is the source of this 537-nucleotide messenger RNA. Lineage: Eukaryota; Fungi; Ascomycota; Saccharomycetes; Saccharomycetales; Saccharomycetaceae. The record is from the annotation of a GenBank genome assembly.